AUGUGGAAGAUCCUGGUUUCCACUGCAGCCUUCUGCUCCCUCUCAGCGGCGGCAUAUUCCCCUCUCGUUGUCAAGAAUUUAAACACCCAUCAGCCAAUAGGCAAUCCUGCUGGUCAGACAAACUACUAUCGUAUCCAAUUCGAUGUGACAUCUUCGAACGGUGGAGACGGCUCAUCGACGACUUGCCAGGCAUCCUGGGGAGACAAUUCAUGGCUUGAAUCGGAGCCCUACAGUAUGGCUGUACCUACAGGCAAAUGGAUAGCUUGCGGAGCCAACGACUUUCGGUUCCAACUCUUCCCCUACUUUAGCAUUGGAAACUUCAGUCUUGCAGUUCAGCAAAACUUUACUGACGCAACCCAAGAGAUUUUCGCAACCGCAAAAACGCACAUGAGCAAUUCGACAUCAUCGCUCAGUUGUGACAUCAAUCCGCAGGAAGUCAUGUAUCAGCAGCACGCACACGGUGAUUGCAACAUGGCCAGCAACGGCAGUGUCUCGCUCGAGGUCGAGGCGGAGGCGUGUACUUCACGCGAUGCUACGACAAUCUUCGAAGUCAGUGGUUCGUUCGACAAUGGUCCAGAGGACAUUGUCCUUGUCGGCAGUAUCCCCGAACUCGGCGAUUGGUCUCCCACUCAAGCAGUGUCAAUGUCGGUCACGAAUCCACAAAGCGCAGGAGUCCCAACGUUUGGCGCUAGAAUCUCGAUUGCUGAGGGCACGAGUUUCGAGUACAAGUACAUUAUGCGGGAAACUGAUGGCUCUGGAGCGACGUGGGAAUGUUGUGAGAACCGGGCGUAUACGGUUGCUGCCAAUUCUGCGUGCAGCGAGAUCAGUGUUGGAUCGGACUGGUUUAGGGUUGGUGGUGAUGCAGUCCAGGGAUAG
Messenger RNA from Aureobasidium uvarum, 876 nucleotides. NCBI's taxonomy places the organism in Eukaryota, Fungi, Ascomycota, Dothideomycetes, Dothideales, Saccotheciaceae. The record is from the annotation of a GenBank genome assembly.